Messenger RNA from Prunus armeniaca (apricot), 618 nucleotides. The record is from the annotation of a GenBank genome assembly. Lineage: Eukaryota; Viridiplantae; Streptophyta; Magnoliopsida; Rosales; Rosaceae.
AUGGAGCGUGACAGCAAGAAGAGAGUAAGAGAAGGAGACGAAGGCCACAAUAAUUCUUCCCCUUCUUCUCCUUCUUCUUCUUCUUCUUCUUCUUCUUCAGAGAGAGAGAAGCAUGCAAAGACAAAAGAUGGUCCCAUUAAUUAUGGUAUUUUGGACUUGAAAAAUGACGUCCUCGAAUACAAGGACAGCAGCAGCAGUACCAGUAGCUGUUGUAAGACAUCAUCAGAAUCCCACUGCGCAUUAGGAGUAUUUGAUUUUCCGUGGCUGAAAGAUGGUAUAAUCUCCCAAUCGGAGGAGUGGAUUAAUUUUGAGGACGUCUUCUCAUCACCAGUACUGGCACUGGAUGACACACCCACCUUUACUACUAGUAGUAAUCCUGGUCAUGGUAUAAGUAUUGAUGAUCAAUUUUCUUUCUCCGCGGCAGGGCGGUGUUUCUAUCAGACUCAUGAUGAAUCCGAUAAUCAGGAACUACUCCUAGACUUUCCUCCAGCUAAGGACAAGCUUGAGGGGCCAAGUCCUCGAGAUCUUAAUCAAGAUGAUGAUGGCUUGGAGAAUGAGGGUGCGGAUUGCAUUUGGACCUUCCUGCUCAAUCAGCCCCUUCAUCAACAGCCCAACUAA